Leguminivora glycinivorella is the source of this 5037-nucleotide messenger RNA. RefSeq lists its product as uncharacterized. The transcript is spliced from 2 exons. Bases 1 to 5037 code for a protein of 1678 amino acids. Gene Ontology annotation, biological process: DNA integration. The record is from RefSeq and is a predicted model, not a curated record. NCBI's taxonomy places the organism in Eukaryota, Metazoa, Arthropoda, Insecta, Lepidoptera, Tortricidae. Gene Ontology annotation, molecular function: nucleic acid binding.
AUGGCAAAAGAAACAAAAGCCGAAAGCGUUGACAGCUGGUGUUAUGAAGACGAGUUGUCAAUGCUUGAAGCAAAACGCAACGUCUUCUUUGAACUCGUCCAGGGUAUUUAUAAAAAGUCGCUAGUUGCCGAUACAGAUGCAGUGAGUCGCGAAAGUUUUCUUGACGCUGCUGACACUAUCGACGAACUUCGGACGGAGUUCAAAGAGGUGGUAAAUGAGUACAACCGCACGCUACUGAGGACUAAGACAGCUGCUGUCCCUAAUUAUCAGCCGCUCAUAGCCUUUGAAGAUUUGUACUGCCGCAUCAGGAGAGUGGUCAAGCGACUGCAACCAGCCGCACCGCCGGCCUCUUCGUCGCCUUUAUCGGUGGAGAGAGCUAGACCUUCUUUGCCAACGAUGGAACUGGUAGCGUUUGAUGGAGACAUACGUAACUGGCCGCUGUUCUACGCUAGUUUUAAAUCGAGAGUGCACGACAAUCUGUCACUUACCGACGAGGAGAAGCUGUUUUAUUUAAUUGGGAAAUUGUCACCAAAAGCUCAAGCCGUCUUUGCAGGCAUAACUCCGAGCGCUGACAAUUAUCAGCUUAUUCUAGAUAGUCUACUUGACAGAUUUCAAGAUAAGCGCACUCUUGCCUCGACUUACAUGGAUCAAAUGCUCAAUUUGAAGAUUAAUGGUCCCGCUUCCUCGUCUAACUUCCAGACAUUCAUUGAUAAGUUUGUGACAGCUGCGAAUGCGCUUAAAUCGCUUAAGCUGGAUGAUUUAAGCGAUUUUAUGCUUAUGCAUAUAGCUUUAAAGAAGUUAGACCAGGAAACUCUUCGAGCAUUUGAGAUGCUGCAUCGAAAUACGAAGUUGCCUACAUUUCGCGAUCUGUCAGAUUUCAUGAAAAGUCAGUUUAGGAUUUAUCAAAACUCGCAACCAUGUACCGCCGUCUCCGCCGCCGUAAAUCCAUCGCGCGAAAAAGGUGUUAAGUCGAUUCAACCGCGUAGUGCCGCACCUAAACUACAAAGCUACGUUGCUUGCGCGAGCACUACUAAAUGUAUUUGUGACAAUAUUGUCCAUGAACAUUUAUUCAAAUGUCCUUCUUUCAACGACUUAACGUCUUCUGAUCGCUUCAAACGCGCUAAAGAGCUUAAAGCAUGUAUUAACUGCUUAAGCAUUAAACACCGCACCCGCGAGUGCAAUUCCGAGGUGAAGUGUCGAGUUUGUCAUCAAAAGCAUCAUACUCUGUUGCAUUUUGACAAGAACAAGGAUGAAAAAGCUACGACCUCUGAUGAGUCAAAUGCAUCUACGAGCAACGCAGCUAUUAAAACAUCCUCGCCGCCGGAAGGCACGUCCUGUAACACGUCUAUCGUGACGCAAGCACUUGCUGCCUCUAACAAUAAAAUGUCAAAUCAAGACUCAGCAUCUUCGUGUGACACGGUUUUGCUGUCCACCGCAAAGGUCAUCGUUCGCGACAGUAAGGGUGAAACGCAGGUUAUCAAAUGUCUGCUUGACACCGCGUCCCAAAGUAACUUCAUUACUGAAGAAUGUUGUAGGCGCUUAGGUUUAACUUUUGAUAGGAAACCAAGCUCUGUAUUUGGCAUUGGAAAAACCAAGAAAAUUGUUAAAGGGAACGCAAACGUAAAAGUAUUUUCGCGAUUCGACGAUAAUGUCAACUUCGACGUUUCGAGUUUGGUGGUCGAUCGCAUCACCGACGACCUGCCGUCAGUGCCCGUGGACAUGUCAGCACUGACACAUGUUCAUGGUCUCCCUCUAGCUGACGACACGUUGGAUACGCCCGUCGCCAUUGAUGUACUGGUGGGUGCAACUAUAUUUCCACAUUUGCUGCUGCCGCACAUCGUCAAAAGCGAAGUGGACUAUAUGCCACCAGCUAUACAGACGGUACUGGGGUAUAUUUUAAUGGGUUCGGUGCCUGCUUUACAGCCACCGCGUAAAUAUACUUCAGCUUGUUGUACUUCCGUGGAUUCCAUGGACCACCUCCUCAAAAAGUUCUGGGAACUUGAGGAAGUAUCCGCUCCGCCCGCUCAAAGCCAGGAUGACUUUGAAUGCGAGGAAUAUUUCCGCGCCACCACUACGCGCGACGCUAGUGGUAGAUAUACUGUGGCAUUGCCUUUCCGAGAUGACGUGUUCAAGCUCGGAGAGUCGCAUUCGGCUGCUAAGAGGCGCUUUCUUUGUCUUGAAAGGAAGCUAGAGUCAUCGAGUGUGUUACGUGCCGCCUAUGACGAUAUAAUUCGUGAAUACGUCAGUAAGGGUUAUAUAUCGGACGUGACUAACUCUCUCAACGCGAACACCUCUUCAGCCCUCGCAUACAUAAUUCCUCAUCAUGCUGUCGUGCGUGAGGAUAAGACCACUACCAAAGUUCGUAUGGUCCUGGACUCGAGUAGCAAGACAACUACAGGCCUGUCGCUGAAUGAUGUCUUGCACUCAGGGCCCAAUCUUCAAGGGGAUUUAUUUUCAAUCCUCUUGAACUUUCGCUUAUUCAAAAUAGCGCUUUCAGCCGAUUGUCGCCAAAUGUUUUUACAGAUUGGUGUUCGCGAAUCGGACCGCCAGUUUCAACGAAUCUUAUAUAGAUUCCGCCCGGCAGAUCCCAUUUCGACAUACGAAUUUAACCGUGUGUGUUUUGGUAUGAAGUCGAGCCCAUAUCACGCGCUCCGCGUCGUUCGCCAGCUGAUUGCAGACGACGGACAUAAGUUUCCAAUGGCAACAGCGAUCGCAUCGUCCUGCACAUACAUGGAUGACGUAUGCUUCAGCAUUAUGUCAGAUGAUUCGCAACAGCAGGAUGAAUCUGUUGCUAUCGCUGCGGCUAAGGAGCUUAUUGACCUAUUCAAAUGCGGUCAAUUUGAUCUUGUCAAAUGGACCUGCAACUCAGAGACCGUGCUACGUGAGAUACCUGCUUCUCAUAGGGCUUCCGUAGACUUGGAAAUAGACCCAGGAGUCUCGCAAAAGGUCCUUGGCUUGUGUUGGAAUAAAUCUGGCGAUUAUUUCCAUUUCAAGGUGACAGAGCCAGAUCCAACGUGCACUAAAAGGACAAUCUUGUCUGCAGUGGCUCGCCUAUGGGAUAACGUCGGCUUAGUAGCUCCAGUUGUCCUUUACGCAAAACUCCUCAUACAGGAGCUUUGGUUGAUCAAAUGCGACUGGGAUGAGACUCCCCCGACCCAUAUUGUAAAUUUAUGGGAACGAUUUUGUUCUGAGUUGCCAAAAUUGAAUGAAAUUCAUAUACCGCGUCAUCUCGGGGUAGUACAAGGUUGUACUAUAAACCUCUUAGGCUUCGGUGAUGCUUCCGAGCGGGCAUAUGGAGGUGUAGUUUAUCUUCAGGUCAUAAACGGGAAUGAAGUGACAGUUCGAUUGGUGUGUUCCAAGUCGAAGGUCUCUCCCUUGAAGACAGUCUCUGUAGCGAGAUUAGAGCUGUGUGCUGCUGUCCUCCUGGCAAAGCUCAUGCGGAAGGUGCAAGAUAAUUUCGAGCCCCGUUACAACAUUAACGAGAUCUACGCCUUUACUGACUCGAAAGUUGCGCUCUGCUGGAUUCAGUCAUCACCACACCGCUGGCAAACAUUCGUUGCCAAUCGCGUUGUUAAGAUAAUUGAAGCUGUACCGGCCAGCUGCUUCCAUCAUGUGGCGGGCUUAGAAAAUCCCGCGGAUUGCUUGUCGCGUGGCCUGACGCCUGCUAAGCUUGUGGAUCAUCCUUUGUGGUUUACAGGACCGGCUUGGGCAUCCAAGCAUCCAUCAGAAUGGCCUUUAAGGGAGCUCGAUCGAGAGUCCAUCGGAGAAGUGCCGGAGCUUAAGCCUCUUGCACACGCUACUACUACGGAUGUGUCAGAGUCACCACUUUAUUCCCUCGCGCAGCGGAUAUCGUCGUGGUCUCGAUUACUGCGCAUCGUCGUAUACGUGUACCGCAUCCUUAAUCCGAAACCGCUCCCCACGGCCCUUACCCGAUCCGACUUAGAGUUUGCUGAAGGCAAAAUUCUCUCAUCGUUGCAAAACGAACAUUUUUGUGACGAUAUUGAGAAAAUUAAGAGCAAGAAAUAUUGCUCACCUGCUUUACAAAAGCUCAAACCGUUCUUAGACAAAGACGGUCUAAUUCGUGUUGGAGGCAGGUUGACAAAUACAGACUUGCAGUAUUCUCAGAAGCACCCAAUUGUGCUCCCGCGACGUGAUCAUGUAGUCAAUAUGAUCGUUGACUACGUUCACAGAAAGCAUUUGCAUGCUGGUCCCGAGUCAAUGAUGACUAUACUUAGGCUUCAGUAUUGGAUUCUGUCGGCUCGUCGUGUCAUUCGCGACCGCAUUGCCAAAUGCAACACUUGUUUCAGAGCGAAUCCACAAUCGUCUUUUCCGCUCAUGGCAGACUUACCGGGCUGUCGCGUGAAUCAAGUGGAUAAACCGUUUACGCAUACAGGGUGUGAUUAUGCAGGCCCUUUGCAAUAUACGCCUACUCGUGGCAGAGGAGUGAAGAGUCGCAAGGCUUGGUUAUGUAUUUUCACUUGCCUCACUACGCGCUGUCUUCACAUUGAGAUAGCGACGGAAUUGAGUACCGCCAACUUCAUGGCUGCAUUAAAGCGCUUUUUGGCACGCCGUGGUCCCGUCCAAUGCAUGUAUUCGGACAAUGGAACCAAUUUCGUUGGCGCCAAUUCUUAUAUGCGUGACCUCUACAAGUUCUUGGAUGCUCAUCGUCCACUUAUAGAGAUGGAACUAGCGGAGAACCGCAUUGAUUGGAAGUUCAUCCCUCCUGCUUCUGCUCAUUUUGGAGGCGCAUGGGAGUCUAUGGUGAAAAUAGUAAAAAAUCACCUUUUCAAGGUGAUCGGUACGCAAAUACUGACGUACGAAGAACUUCUAACGACGCUUGCUCAGAUAGAAGCGCUCGUUAAUUCCCGGCCCCUAACAGCCUUGAGCAGUGACCCCGCUGAGCCAUCAGCUCUUACUCCUGCUCAUUUUGUCCAUACUGCUCCACUGUUGUCGUUACCUACUCCAUUGGUCGAGUCAGAACACGCAGUCGCUGUGGCCGAAAUCGGCCAUGACAGCAUCAUCAUCAUCAAGUCCUAA